Molecule: messenger RNA, 1308 nt
Organism: Entamoeba invadens IP1
Lineage: Eukaryota; Evosea; Mastigamoebida; Endamoebidae
Product: enolase, putative
Exons: 1
Coding region: 1-1308 (435 amino acids)
Biological process (GO): glycolytic process
Cellular component (GO): phosphopyruvate hydratase complex
Molecular function (GO): phosphopyruvate hydratase activity; magnesium ion binding
Source: RefSeq, a predicted model, not a curated record
AUGUCUACCAUUCUUACUGUUCACGCUCGUGAGAUUUUCGACUCAAGAGGCAAUCCAACCAUCGAGGUUGAGAUCACCACCGACAAUGGACUUUUCAGAUCAGCUGUCCCAUCUGGAGCUUCUACUGGUGUCCACGAAGCUGUUGAAUUGAGAGACGGAGAUAAGGCCAGAUUUGGAGGAAAGGGUGUUUUGAAGGCUGUUGAGAACGUGAACAAGGUUCUUGCUCCAGCUUUGAUUGGAAAGAAUGUUUUGAACCAGACUGAACUCGACGAGAUGAUGAUCAAGCUCGACGGAACUGAGAACAAGGGCAAGUUGGGUGCUAAUGCUAUCCUCGGAUGCUCAAUGUGCAUUUGCAGAGCUGCUGCUUCAUUCAAGAAGCUCCCAUUGUACAAGUACUUGAACGAAUUGACCAACCACAAGGAAAUGAGCAUGCCAGUCCCAUGCUUCAAUGUCAUCAAUGGUGGUGCUCAUGCCGGUAAUGCCCUUGCCAUGCAAGAGUUCAUGAUCUGCCCAACUGGUGCUACUAACUUCCAUGAAGCUAUGAGAAUGGCUGCUGAGACAUACCAAUGCCUUAAGGUCGUUAUUAAGGCUAAAUACGGACAAGAUGCUACCAACGUUGGAGAUGAAGGAGGAUUCGCACCAAACGUCUCAGGCGCUCGUGAAGCUCUUGACUUGUUGACUGAAGCCAUUGCCAAGGCUGGUUACACUGGAAAGAUUGAAAUUGCUAUGGACUGUGCUGCUUCUGAAUUCUACAAGGACGGAAAGUAUGACCUUGGAAAGAAGAUCCCAGCUGAAAAGAAGGACGCUUCUUUGGUCAAGGACGUCGACAGCCUUAUUGCUGAAUACGUCGACUACGGAGCUAAAUACCCACUCGCUUCCAUUGAAGAUCCAUUCGAUGAGGAUGACUGGGCUGCUUGGAACAAAUUCACAACUGAGCACGGCAAGUUCCAAAUUGUCGGUGAUGACUUGUUGGUCACCAACCCAAAGAGAGUCCAAAUGGCCAUUGAGAAGAAGGCUUGCAACUCAGUUUUGAUUAAGGUCAAUCAAAUCGGUACCUUGACUGAAACCUUCAAGACUAUCGCUAUGGCUCAAGAGAGAGGAUGGGGUGUCAUGGUCUCACACAGAUCCGGUGAAACUGAAGAUACCUUCAUUGCUGACUUGGUCGUCGGCUUGAACUGCAAACAGAUUAAGACUGGUGCUCCAUGCAGAUCUGAGAGACUUUGCAAGUACAAUCAGUUGAUGAGAAUCGAAGAAGAACUCGACGCCAAGAUCCCAUACGCCGGUCACAACUGGAGAGGAAGCGCUUAA